GAUAUUUCACUGUGGUGUGUGUUUCCCCCCUUUAGGAGACAUUAAAUAAGUGGAGCGACAGUGCUGGCUGCUGCACACCCAGGCUUGUUGUAUAAUGGGGCUUCACCUCAGCUGAACUUGACGCAUCUGGUUUAGCGGCGGCGCAGGACUCGCGGCGCAGCCUGUGAGUCCCUAUUGAACCGAGUUGGAUGGUUGGCGCGACAGAGAGACUAGAGAAGGGGAAACACAACUCUUUCAUGGCCCAGUAGCGACUGUCGGAGACCUUCUCCCGACUGUAUCCGAAAUGACUACCCUUUAUGCUUCUCAGCCUACAAAUAUUGUGUGUUUUUUUUUAAUUUCCUGCUCAUUUUGGGAUCCAGACAAUGAGAAGAGGUGCCACCGUCUAGGAAAUAUGAAGCCCGCAGACUGAGUUGGACACCCUAGAGGGAGAGACCUUACAACUUGAACUUAAGACCUAUCAGGGCAACAGAGGACACAAGUCGACACGGAGCCACAAGGCUUCAGACAUUGCAAAGCAGAGAGCAUGCAUAUAUACUGUGUGCAGCUACCGAGGAAACCAGGACAAUGAACGGCGGAGAUUUCAGCAUUUUACCCUGGAUAACUGAUGGCUGUGGUGUGCGUGCCAGCUGCCUCAAAAUCUCAGUGGAUUCAUAAUUUGGACGUGAAUAUAUUUUUCCUGGUCCAACUUCAAUGUGAAGGAAACCUGAGAGGAGGUGAGCUGACACAAUGCAUAGACCUGCAGAGAGGAGAUGACCUGUCAAGCACAAGUGACAGACAGGAAGUAUUUGGACAGCAAAAAUUUAGGUGAUAAGUAUUUUAAUAAAUACAUAUACGUAUAUAUAUAAAACUAGUGAAUGUAAGACCUCAGAGUAAAUGCCAGUAUUAUUUUAUUACUUGUUAGAAUUGUACAUAGGUCAUAUAUAUAAUAAAUGCAGAUCAUCUGUAGUUUUGUUUUCUUUGUUUGUUCCUGGGUUCUCUGGUUAUCGUUUUGAGCUUCUGUUCCCUAACAUCAUCAUGUGACAUGAGGGACACCUACAGGAGACAAACUGUCCUUUGGGGUGAGGUAGUAGGUUGUAUAGUUUUAGGGUCCUUCCCAAGUUGUCAGAUGACUAUACAACUUACUGUCUUUCCUGGAGCGACUGUGCUAGCAUCAUCACCGGAAAAUCAGGAGUUCGUUGUGCUCAUCACUGAAAACUUGUGAUUUUUCUUGGUUUUUACUUUGAAGUGAUAUGUUACAAAAUGUUAGAGUAAAAGUAAAUAAUACUUUAUUUUUUAUUACAGUUAAAUCAGGGAGAAAGGAGGAAUUGUGGAAUUUUAGACUCUAACACUUUAACACUCAUGCUAUCAUCACACACCUCAAUGUUAAUGACACACAGUAGCUGUGUUUUCAUUUAUACAGUGACCAGAUCUGACAAACCCUCACUAAUCCCCCAUCCUCCUCCUACCCACCUGGGUGACUUAUGGUGUUCGUACAGGGUGAGGUAGUAGGUUGUGUGGUUUCAGGGUUGUGAUUUUACCCCAUCAGGAGCUAACUAUACAACCUACUGCCUUCCCUGGAGGGCAGCAAUACAUCACAGGAGCAUACACACCCUUGUCAUCUUUUACUCAGACUCUAAACAUGACAGGCCUGGUAUUUGAUUUCAGAGGUUUCAUUGAAUUGGUGAGUGUUGCUCAAUUACAAUAUGCAUUUGAUAACAACAUUAAUAAUCGCUUAUUAGAUUUGUAACUGGUAAAAAAAAAAAUAAUGAGGAAAAUGCAGUUGGGCAUAGAACUUUUUUUAACAGCAUUCAUGUAUUUGUACUUUUUUAUUAAUACUUAAAUAAAGACUGGAAAAGAAAUAAUUGUAGAAUGACCAGUGAUUGGAGUCUGAUCUUUAUAGUGUUCAGAAGAAAUUGUGCCUUCUUCUGUAAUCCUUUCCAUAACCCAUUAUAUGUUGAAGUACUAAUCUGUGGUUUAAGAACAUGUAGACAUUAAAUGCUCUGUGUGUGUGUGUGUGUGUGCAUUGUUGUUCUUUUCUAUUGUAAAACACAGGCAAUUACCUGUAAAAGAUUUUGGUAGUAGGAAACUCAAAGUAAACAACCAAAUAGAGCUGUAAUGUUUUAUUUGAGCUAAGCAUAUUUGACAAAUAUUUCUGUACUUUGCGAUUAGGAAACCUUUUUUGUACUCAUAGGAAGUGACCUAGGUUUUCAAGUUUGAUCACAGACUUCAGCAAAGUUGAUAUCUGGUCCACACAGGUUCUCAUAAUCUAUGGUGGAAAUCAGGAGAAGAGAGACUUUGAAACUUUCUUUUGCAUUCAUUCACAGUAGAUGGCGCCAGAUAUGACAUGUUGUGUUGUCUGAUGCCUUACUGUGACACUGGCAGUACUCGCUAAGUGCACAUGUGCAAACUUUAGCACAGAAAGAAAAACUGGCUGCAAGUGCAGUAAGUGUACCAGAAAGGAUGGCCUUUAUUAUAGGCGGUUAUUUUACAUGAAGUAUCCAAGCUCUUACUUUUUCUUGAAUGCAACAACAAAUUCAUCGGUGACACAUCUCUUUAUCACUGCUUAAGUCAGGGCGGUUAAGCGUUUAACAAACUGUACCGGUGUAACAGAAGAGGCUAAAAUUGCAGUUCUUUAUAUUAUUUCUUUGUGGAACAUACACCUAACAGCAGGUCAGCUGUAACACAAACAGCAGCUUCAGUGGUCUAUUUACAGGUUUCUCACUGUUAGUGUUGGUAUGAGAGGUAUGUCCUCUGAGAGUUCAAAACAGCCUGGACACUUGCCCUCAACACCUUGGAUGACUGUUGGUAGAAUGCAGUUACCUAUGUUUCUGUUUCCCAGCUAAUAUUUCAAAAUGAACACUAUGGGUCAAAAUCUGUAUUUUCAUACAAACAACCUUUUGUUACACACACAUGCACAUAUAUAGAGAGAAGAAAGUAUUUUGGAGCUGAUGGAGGUGGAAAUUAUUCAUUGACUAGAUGAAUCUAUUUAAAUUAGAAUCUAUUCAUUAUAUUAUAGGAUCAUAUGUUUUGCAAGUAAAAUGUUAAUCUGUAGGCUGAAAUGUUGUAUAGAUAUUUCUCUUUGAAAUGUAGUGUUUUUAAGAAUAUGCAUAAAAUUGAGUGGCCUACUUCAAAUGUACAUUAACUAGACCUACAGCAGUUAAAUAGACUUGGUUAACAACGCUGAAUACUACAGGGGUAGUCAAGCAGCAUAUUGUUUGGCAUUUUAUUAAAAUAAAACUGGUUUUGUUUAGCACUUGUGUAACUAAUGUUAUGCCGUUUAAUUAGAAUGAAUGAUUUACAAUGGCUCGACAGCGAUUCGUUAUGAUGAGCUGCCAUAAAUUUUACAGUAACUUGAAGAUGGAGCCAAUCGACCCACGUGUUUCACUGACAUGGGAGCAAGUGACAGACAUCCACGGUCCACAUCGUGGACACCGGGAAGUAAUCGUGUUCAGCCAAAACAACAGGCGACCCGCUUUCUCAUCCCUAUUUAUCCAUUGGCUAAAACUAUAGGUGUGCGCGCGUGUCUACGUGCGUCGCUACGUUAUUUCCUGCAGAGGAUGAGCGGAGUUUUGACAGCGCUGAAAUAGGCAACGCACCGCGUUUUGGACAGAGCUGAUAGGAUCAGUGUGCGUCGGAGGUUCCCGCGAUCAUCUCGAAAUGAUUCCCGUCGUUGUUCUUGAGUCUGGUCAGUGAGGGAUUGUCUUCCACCACCCCCUGAGGUUUGGCUUUAUCUCCACCAUGCCACUGGAUCUGUAUUGCCCUCCAUCCCCAAUGGGAGAUUCCCUCAUGAAUAGUCCCCUGUGUGGAGACCUGAUGGAGGAUCUUCGUGACAUCUCCCAAUCUAUAGGAGAUGAUGCCCUGGGAUUUGAUUUCCCAGAGUACCAGAAUACUGGUUCAGGCUCCGAGAGCUCCACUGCACUGGACACCUUGACCCCAGCUUCCAGUCCGUUAUCAGGGGUGUGUGGAGCAGCAACAAGCCCCGAGGAGAGCUUCAGCCCCAUCAUCCUGGAGUGCCAGGUGUGCUCAGACAAGGCUUCAGGCUUCCACUAUGGAGUGCAUGCAUGCGAGGGCUGCAAGGGUUUCUUCAGGAGGACCAUCAGGUUGAACCUGGACUACGAAAAGUGUGAACGCAACUGCAAAAUCCAAAAGAAGAACCGCAACAAGUGUCAGUACUGCAGAUUCCACAAGUGCCUCUCUGUGGGCAUGUCUCACAGCGCCAUCCGAUUUGGUCGAAUACCACAGGCAGAGAAGCUGAAGCGCAAGGCAAAAAGCAAGACGGUUGAGAAAGAACUGAAAAGCCCAUUGCUAGCUGACCACAAGAUUCUGGUCAGGCAGAUUUACAGAGCCUAUAUGAAGAAUUUCAACAUGAACAAAGCAAAAGCACGGUUCAUACUCACUGGAAAAACCCCCAAGCCGCAGCCUUUUAUCAUUCAUGACAUGGAAACGUUCCAGCUUGCAGAGAGGACAUUAGCAGCCCAUAUGGUAAAUGGUGACUGUCCGGAACUGGAGAGCAGCUUUCAAACUGGGGAGGUGGUUCUGGCUCAGGGGCGUGGGGAGCUCCAGCAGAGGCAGGCCGAAGCCAGACUCUUCCACUUCUGCCAGAGUACCUCAGUGGAGACAGUCACAGAACUGACAGAGUUCGCUAAGGCAGUGCCAGGUUUCCAGAGCCUGGAUCUGAAUGAUCAGGUUACUCUAUUAAAGUAUGGUGUUUAUGAAGCCCUCUUCACUCUCCUGGCCUCCUGCAUGAACAAAGAUGGCCUCCUGGUUGCCCAUGGUGGAGGCUUCAUAACUCGUGAAUUCCUCAAAAGCCUCCGACGCCCAUUUAGUGACAUGAUGGAGCCCAAAUUCCAGUUUGCCAUGCGCUUUAACGCCCUGGAGCUGGAUGACAGUGAUCUGGCCCUUUUUGUGGCGGCUAUUAUCUGUUGUGGAGAUCGUCCAGGUCUAGUGGAUGUACCUCUAGUGGAGCAGCUGCAGGAAAGCAUUGUUCAAGCACUGCAGCGCCGCCUGCUGGCUAACCACCCUGAUGACACCUUCCUUUUCCCCAGGCUUCUGCAGAAACUGGCUGACCUCCGGGAGCUGGUCACCGAGCAUGCCCAGUUGGUGCAGGAAAUCAAAACAACAGAAGACACACUGUUGCAUCCUCUCCUGCAAGAGAUAUACAGGGACAUGUACUGAGAAGAUAGCACAUGUAUUAAGAUGUUAUUGUAAGCCAGGUAUUUCCAAAACUGGGUAUACCUACAGAAUACACAUUAACUGAUAACAACCAGGCAUAUCAGUGUAUUCUAAGUAGCUAAUUGUGCAGCUUUUAUGGAUGCACACUGCUGUGACAAUAGAAUGGUAAAACUUUCAUCUGGAACAAAAAAAAAAAAAAGAAUCAAAUUCUUUUUAGGGGAAUGGCAGCUCUUGUAGGGAAGGGUUAGGGUUCUGUAAAAGGGGAGACAGAAAAGUCAUAUUCCUAAUAUUUUGAAUACGUCACCUUAAUUUACAGGUGAUUUGAAUGUGAUUAAUAGCUUUGCCAAGUCCUUUGUACUAGUGCCUUCUUGAUACUGGUGCCAGAUAAGCGGUUGAGGAAACACCUACAUCAGUUUUCACCAAGUGCCAUAAUGUUUCAAGGGCUGAGCGUAUUUUUGCUUUUGAUCACACCUUAUACAUCCACCACAUAACAAAUAUGUACCAGAGUCCAUAAAAAGCUUUAUAUAUAACUAUUUAAUUUUGGAUCAAGGAAUGUUCUCACAAAUCAACCAUCAAUUGAAAAUAUUGUACUUUAAUGUGUUACAUAUUUAUUUACUGUAAUAAUUUUUAUUCUACUGCUGGCGGCAUGGUGAUGCAGUAACCAGUGCUGUUGCCUCACAGCAAGAAGGUUCCGGGUUCAAGCUCUGGCCGACCCGAUGCCUUUCUGUGUGGAGUUUG
This is a messenger RNA of Monopterus albus (swamp eel), 5889 nucleotides long. RefSeq names its product peroxisome proliferator-activated receptor alpha-like. The transcript is spliced from 12 exons. Gene Ontology annotation, molecular function: nuclear receptor activity; zinc ion binding; RNA polymerase II cis-regulatory region sequence-specific DNA binding. Gene Ontology annotation, biological process: negative regulation of cholesterol storage; positive regulation of transcription by RNA polymerase II; hormone-mediated signaling pathway. Bases 3718 to 5154 code for a protein of 478 amino acids. NCBI's taxonomy places the organism in Eukaryota, Metazoa, Chordata, Actinopteri, Synbranchiformes, Synbranchidae. The record is from RefSeq and is a predicted model, not a curated record. Gene Ontology annotation, cellular component: nucleus.